AUGGACGCAGAACACCAGGCUUUAGCAGAGACCUACAGGCAGGCGUUUGAGCCUGCUGAGUACCUGCGCUACAACUACAGCUAUCCACGUUCAGACUUCUCCAAGGAGGACAGCUUCACCGUGUGGCUGCUGAAAACCCUGCACAGGGCUUUUACUGAAGGUGACAUCAAAGGAGGGGUGCUGCUGGACGUUGGUUCAGGUCCGACUCUUUACCAGCUGAUGGCAGCAUGCGAGAUCUUCGACAAGGUGAUCAUGAGUGACUUCCUGGAGGCCAACCGACACGAGCUGAGGAACUGGUUGGAGAACAAUGGGAAGUGCAGCCUGGACUGGUCUCCAUUCUUCAAGUACGCCUGCAAGCUGGAGGGACGAGAGGCCUCUGCUUGGGAAGAAAAAGCUGCACGGCUCAGAGAAGUGGUCAAAGACAUCGUCCACGCCGACGUCCACCUCCCUCAGCCAGUGAGCCCAGAUGUGCUCCCCCCUGAAGGAGCCGACUGUAUUGUCUCCUGCUUCUGUGUGGAUGCUGCCAGUCUCAACAUGGCCACCUAUUCACGGAACCUGGGCCAUGUCGUGUCUCAGCUGAAGCCCGGCGGUCACCUUUUGAUCAAAGGGGCUGUAGGGAUGACAUAUUGGUGUGGAGGUCCCAAAGCUAAGAUGCCUAUGUUCCCAUUCACUGAGGCUCAGAUCUGUCAGAUACUCAGCGAGAAUGGCCUGAGUCUCAUUCGACUGGAAAUUUACCCACUACCCACAAAACCUGAGACGACAGAUGAUGGCAGAGCACUUUACUUCGCCAAGGCCAAAAAGAACUGA
Molecule: messenger RNA, 807 nt
Organism: Synchiropus splendidus (mandarinfish)
Lineage: Eukaryota; Metazoa; Chordata; Actinopteri; Syngnathiformes; Callionymidae
Product: phenylethanolamine N-methyltransferase-like
Exons: 3
Coding region: 1-807 (268 amino acids)
Cellular component (GO): cytosol
Molecular function (GO): phenylethanolamine N-methyltransferase activity
Source: RefSeq, a predicted model, not a curated record